This is a messenger RNA of Nannospalax galili (Upper Galilee mountains blind mole rat), 1066 nucleotides long. It is a transcript of the gene Cenpv, whose product is annotated as centromere protein V. Gene Ontology annotation, cellular component: kinetochore; nucleus; spindle midzone. The transcript has 6 exons. Gene Ontology annotation, biological process: pericentric heterochromatin formation; regulation of chromosome organization; positive regulation of cytokinesis. Bases 39 to 815 code for a protein of 258 amino acids. The record is from RefSeq and is a predicted model, not a curated record. Lineage: Eukaryota; Metazoa; Chordata; Mammalia; Rodentia; Spalacidae. Gene Ontology annotation, molecular function: carbon-sulfur lyase activity.
GCAUAGCUGAGAGGCCUGUUCGCCGGGCUCCCGGAGCCAUGCGGCGGACACGGAGUGCUGUGGCCGCGGAGCCGCGAGAGCAGAGGCGCGCCGGGGCUUCUGGGGGCCUGGCGGCCACAGCCAAGAACUACUACAGCGCGCGGCGCUCACUGAGCCGGGCGGGAGGCGGGAGCCGGGCAACGGGCCGGAUGAGGGCCGCGGGCCCGCAGCGGUCGGCGAAGCAGUCGCCGCCGCGGGGCCAGGAGGCGGGGGCCGAGGAGCCGCCACCGGCCGAGCUGCCGCUGCCGACCUCCUCGUCCUCCAUGUCGGCGCUCGACCUGGGAGAGCAGCGGGAGCGCUGGGAGACGUUCCAGAAGCGGCAGCGGCUUAGCUUCGAGGGCGCCGCUAAGCUGCUGCUGGACACCUUUGAAUACCAGGGCCUGGUGAAGCACACAGGGGGCUGCCAUUGUGGAGCAGUUCGUUUUGAAGUCUGGGCUUCAGCAGACUUACACAUCUUUGACUGCAACUGUAGCAUUUGCAAGAAGAAGCAGAAUAGACACUUCAUCGUUCCAGCUUCUCGCUUCAAGCUCCUGAAGGGUGCAGAGAGCUUAACGACCUACACGUUCAACACGCAUAAAGCUCAGCACACCUUCUGUAAGAAAUGCGGUGUCCAGAGCUUCUACACGCCGCGCUCCAACCCUGGAGGCUUUGGAAUCGCCCCCCACUGCCUGGAUGAAGGCACUGUGCGGAGUGUGGUCACUGAGGAAUUCAAUGGCAGUGACUGGGAGAAAGCCAUGAAGGAGCACAAGACCAUCAAGAACAUGUCUAAAGAGUGAGCUUCUGCUUCUUCAUUCCUGGGAAGGAGGGAUGCGCAGGGCAUCAGCGCUGUAGGUCCUGUGAAACCUAGGUGGUGACCCCGGUAUGGCUGACCUGGGCUGUUGUUUCUGUUGGCUGGUGGUCACCUGCGGUUUGCUCCAGCUAGGCUCUUUAGGCAGCUCUUUGUCCAGAUUUUCAUGUAAAGUAGUUGACCUUUCCGCCAACUUUUGUGUGAUCUUUUAGAAAAUAAACAUUUCUCACAUUAAUACUA